AAAAAACAUAAAUUUAUUUCGAAAAUCAUUUUUCUAUCCACAUAUUCACCAGUGCAAUUAGUUAAUUCAAUACGAACACCUAAAAUAACCCGAGCUACCUCAUCUAACUGCGGCACCUGUCACCACCUCGCAGCAAGACGAACCCGAAGCGGGAGUUGAGGAAACACGGAACAGAAGUAAGUAAUUGGCGCCCUUUUUGUGCGGCAUUUUUUUUGCCGAGGACGUCCAACUCGGAAAGCGACUUAGCGGUUAAGAAAGUGCUGGAAAUAUUGUAAUCUAUCUAACUACGAUCGAUCGCCUAACCGGUUCAACUUUUCGUUCGUUUUUUUAUCCAAUUACAAAGAGAUUUUGAAUUCCGAUUUGCAAAAAUGGUUAUUAAUCUUAACCCGUCAACCUCGACCAAUGCCAAUGGCUCCCCCCACAGCAACUUGAUGGGUAUCAUUUCCCACACCGUCCUGGAUGGCGUUGUGUAUUUACACGUGGUGUGCGCCGGCGAUUCGUCUGCCAAAUGGGUAACUAUGGCCGAAGCCAUGGCCUACUGUCCGACCGGCGUUAUUGCCUACACCAAGCUGCAGCUGUCCCAAAUCUAUGGCAUACCCAUGGACGUUCUUUUCGAGUCCAACUAAUGGCAGCCAACAUCAACCGGUCAGCUGCGAGGCGGUUGGACGAGUAGCCAAGAGGGAGCACUGCAAGCCGUAAUCACUUUUUGAAAUUUUCCAAAUUUCAAGUUCUUGAAGUUGGAAUAGCAUUUCGUAUAAACAACCAUCGAUCAAAUAACCACCUGAAAAAAAUACCCGAGAGCUAUUCAAAUAUAUGUAUUUACAGUUAGUA
Molecule: messenger RNA, 831 nt
Organism: Scaptodrosophila lebanonensis
Lineage: Eukaryota; Metazoa; Arthropoda; Insecta; Diptera; Drosophilidae
Exons: 2
Coding region: 369-626 (85 amino acids)
Source: RefSeq, a predicted model, not a curated record